GUGCGAUGUUACGCUUCACGAGUAAAUGGAUAUCCCGAAAUGUGCUCUAGGUAGAUUUGCCCUGGGUAGCUCUGAGCAUAUCUCAGUAGCUGAUUCAUGAAUGAUGAAAACUUUCAAAAACUCUUCGUCCCCUUGUCUUUGCCUGUUUCUGUCUUCGCUAUUGCUUUCGUCGUUCUCUGUGCUGAUCGUACUAAGCUUGUAUUCCCGAAGCCAUCUACCGAACCCCGCUAUGUCACGCCGCCGUCACGCAACGUCAUUCUUAGCUUUUCCCGUCGGAAGGCUGUUCAGAACUCACGGUAACUGCCUGGAGAGUAUAGACCGAUCUGACUGACUCAAUACGUUUCAUCUUGCCUGAUACUUCGUAAGCUUUUCCCUAGGACCUGCGACACCGCAUUCAGUGGUUUGCACCGGACCUUUGAAAGAACUGUUGAUCUCUUACACUACAUGCACAUACCGCAAAGUACUGCGGAGCUAGGCAUCAUGCUAUCAAUCAGCGAAAUCGUCGAAGCGCAUAAGCCAGAUCUUGAAGCGUAUGAGGAACUCUGUGAGUGUGAUUUACAUGGCCAGGCAGAUUCGGCGUUCGUCAUGAGAUGUCAGGCAUUCUUUCGAUACCAUGUAUCUCAUUCAUUACAUCAUGUCAUUGUACUUGGACCUUUCAGCUCGCAGAUUCAAUCAUGCCGUGCAUUCGCCUCACGUACUGACGUCCCAGACAAAUGGUUCCAUACCCAUCCCGAGCUCUCCUUCUGCGAGAAGGAGACGGCCGCCGCCAUCGUCAAACACCUGGAGUCCUUCAACGCCUUCGAAAUCCACCCGCACAUUGGCGGCCACGGACUUGCUGCCGUGCUCAAGAACGGUUCCGGUAAGACGCUCCUGCUGCGCGCUGAUAUCGAUGCGCUCCCUGUGCAAGAGCAGACUGGGCUUGAGUACGCGAGUACGAAACGAAUGAAGGAUGCUGAAGGGAUCGAGAAGCCGGUCAUGCAUGCUUGUGGGCAUGACAUGCACAUCACCGCACUCCUCGCUGCCGCAGAGACCCUCGUCGAAGCGCGAGAAGUUUGGAGUGGAACACUCAUCCUCGUCUUCCAGCCCGCAGAAGAGAAAGGCAAGGGCGCUCAAGCCAUGGUCGACGACGGUCUGUACGACAAAGUCCCCGUACCGGACGUCGUGAUCGGAGCACACGUUAUGCCUGAGAAAACUGGUGUGAUUGGUACCAAGCACGGUUUGAUUGCGAGUUCGGCGGAUUCGUACCUAUUGAAGAUCAAAGGCCGGCAAACCCACGCGUCAACCCCCCACCGGGGCAACGACCCCAUCGUGCAAGCCGCCAGCACAAUCCUACGCCUCCAGACCAUCGUCGCGCGGGAAAUCGACCCGUUGGACUUCGCCGUGGUCACGGUCGCCGCGAUUCACGCUGGCGACGCCGAAAACAUCAUCCCAGAGCACGCAGACCUGAAAAUCGACGUCCGAGCCGCGAAUCCCGAGACGCGUGCGCGCGUACUGAAGAGCGUGAGAACCAUCGUCGAAGCGGAGGCGAUUGCGAGCAGCAAUCCUCAUGUGCCUGAGUUGAAGGAGAUUCGCAAUUUUCCGUUGCUGUACAAUGAUGCGACCGUGACUUCGACGCUCGAAUCUGCCUUCUCGAGUCACUUCAAGGAGAGUAAACACGCGAGCUACACCCGAAAUAUUGCGCGGUUGCAGGGAAGUGAGGACUUUGGGGUCCUGGCUACAGCCGUGGGCAAGCCGAGCUGCUUCUUCCUGUAUGGUGGAACGGAUCCGGAGCUGUAUUCGAAGCUGGAGAAAGAGGGGAAGAUGGCGGAGGUGCCGGGUAAUCACUCGCCAUUCUUUGCGCCGGUGGUACAGCCGACGCUAAGUGUGGGGUUUGAGGGGUACACUGUUUCUGCGUUGACGUUUUUGGGGAAGACAUGAGUGGUGAUGUGGGAAGGGAGCAAGGGAAAGAACGGCGAACAGCUUAUAAAUGAGUUCAGUCCUGUAUGGGCACAAUCCGAUUAGAACAAACUUCUCUCGCGCUCGAAACGUGGACCAGUGAACAGAUAUCAGUAAAUCGAUACCAGGUUCCAAUCGCCA
This is a messenger RNA of Didymella exigua CBS 183.55, 2076 nucleotides long. Its product is annotated as amidohydrolase. Lineage: Eukaryota; Fungi; Ascomycota; Dothideomycetes; Pleosporales; Didymellaceae. The coding region runs from base 445 to 1917 and encodes 490 amino acids. Gene Ontology annotation, molecular function: hydrolase activity. The record is from RefSeq and is a predicted model, not a curated record. The transcript has 3 exons.